Molecule: messenger RNA, 12308 nt
Organism: Klebsormidium nitens
Lineage: Eukaryota; Viridiplantae; Streptophyta; Klebsormidiophyceae; Klebsormidiales; Klebsormidiaceae
Source: the annotation of a GenBank genome assembly
AAGCCCAGGUUGCAGCAUUCACUUUGAUUGAGUGCUGGACCAGCCGCCAUGUUUGAAGGUUUUGUGUACCAGCUGCUCGCCGGCUACUUGGGGCACUAUGUCAAAGACAUUCAAAGAGAGCAGCUCCGCAUUGGACUUUGGAGUGGCGUGGCACUCUUGGAAAAUGUCGAGAUUCGACUGGAAGCAUUUGACUACCUGCAAUUGCCAUUUGCAAUACAGUCAGGCACGAUUGGCAAGCUGCAACUGCAAGUCCCCUGGAAGCGCCUUGGCUGGGAUCCCAUCAUUGUUGCCCUGGAAGAUGUGGUAGUCACAUCAGGUCCUCGAGAAGAUGCUGAGUGGGAGGCGGGCCCGGCAGAGAAGCGGGCCCUUGCAGCCAAGAAGGCAAAGCUGGCCGCGGCGGAGAUCCGGAAGCUGUCAGAGCGCGUCUCAGAGGACAAGUCGGGCCAGUCCUUCAUGUCCUAUCUGUCCGCAAAGAUCAUCGACAACGUACAGGUUGCCGUCAAGAACAUCCACAUCAAGUACGAGGACCCGCAUACGCACCCCGAGGGCCCCUUCUGCUUUGGCAUUGUGCUGUCGGGGCUAAACCUGCGGAGCGCCGAAGGAUGGCAACUCUCUCCUACUGCAAGCAGCCCAACCGCGUCCGGCAAGAAAGGCGCUUCCAACUUCGUGCACAAGAUGAUCGAGGUGGACCGCCUUGGAGCCUACUGGAACUCCCAGAGCGAUCUUCGGGAGAAGCAGCGCCGCCGUGCCAGGGGGGCCGGUUUGCCCGAGCCUGAGCCCCCCCUGGAGGAGUACGCAUACCUAAUGCGCCCAGUGGACGUCAAGAUCAAACUGGCGAUCAACAAGAGUGCCGUCCUGGACAAAAGCACGCCACAGCACAGCGUCUUGGUCGAUGUCGAAGGGCUGUCGUUCGCGUUGGAGGAGCUUCAGUUCCAAGAGAUGCUGCUGCUGCUGGACGCCAUGUCGAUAUACGACCUGCGAGAAAAGUACGGCAAAUAUCGCCCCAAUGCCGAGCUGAUUGCGCGCCCUAGGGGAGGCACGUGGCAGCGUGCCUGGUGGCAAUACGCUAUCAACGCCGUCCUUUCGGACAUCCACGCUAAGAUCUACCGGCCCACGUGGCGCUACCUCUCGUGGCGCAGAGACAUGCGGAAGCGGUACGUGGCCAUAUACAAGAAGAAACUGGACCGAGUGAGGCACGGCCAGGCACCCGACAGCGUAGACUCGGCGCAGUUGGAGAAGAUGGAGGAGAAACUAGACGUGGAGGACAUCACCUUCUUCCGCUCGUGGGCGGAAGGCCAGAUGAAGGUCGAGGCAGCUGCACUGAGCCGGCGCGAGAGCGCGGAGUCCCCGGGGGCGGAGCACACGCGGGAACAGCAGGGCUGGCUGAGCUGGGUGUCGUGGGGGCUGCUCGGGGCGGGCGGCUCCUCCAUCGACGCCGGGGGGUUCACGGGGGCCAUCUCCGACAAGGAUCUCAAGGAGCUGUACAAGGCGAUGGACUUUUACCCGAGUCUUUACGCGGAGGACUCGGCGUGGCCUAAGGAGUAUUGCCACACCUCGCUUGCGCUCACCGUCCAGGAGGCGCUCUUCGCCCUCCGGAGCUCGUACUCGAAGCGCGACAUCAUGCGGGCCUCGUUGCUGUCCGCUGACGUCAGCGUGCGGAUGCGGCGGGACUCGACGAGCGUGUCGCUGACGCUGGGCUCCCUGGAGGCGGAGGACCUGUGCAGCCCUGGCAGCACCUUCUCGCGCAUCGUCUGCCCCAAGAAUUCCGCGGCGCCGAUUCCGCUGGAUAGCACGGACGCGUCCAGCCUGCUGAAGCUGAGCCGCAGCCACAGCUACACGGUCGAGAGCCCGACCGGGAGUUGGGCCAAUUUGGAGACGCUCGGACGUACGGACGAGCCCGCGCUGCCGCUCGUCCGGAUCGAGGCCGAGCUGCACCCUGAGGAGCUCAACGUAGACGUCCGCGUACUGGUCGCCAUCCAGCCGCUAGAGAUUGUGUACAGCCCGGCUUUCAUCAAGAGGGCGGCCAUGUUCUUCAACCACCCCGCCAGCAUUCAAACCCACCAAGAGCUGGUCGUCUCCGCUCUAAACGGCCUGGAGAACCUCCGAGCGCGGACCAUCUCCAAGGCAGAGUACGUCUUCUCGACGCGGAUGCGAACGUCGUUCCAGAUCAACGUGCACGCCCCGCUGCUGAUCAUACCCGAGGCGGGCCAAGAAACGGGCUCUACUCUGCUGGUGGUGGACUUUGGUCUGCUCCAGCUUACAUCCGGCGUCCAGCCUCAGAUGGGCCCGGGCUUUUCUCGGGGCACAAGCGGCGACGGCUCCGCCUCUCGGCGCAUGACGGGGCCGGGCGUCGGGCCAUGGUCACAGGAGGAGCUGCGGGACUUGGAGCCGGGCAUGAAGCGCAGCGCGAGCUUCCCUGGGGCGCGGAGGUUGGACAGCUUGCCACGUGGCAGCCCAGACGCCCAAAACAGCAUCCUAAAGGAGAUCACUGACAGCGCUCUCUACGACCGCUUUCACUUCGAAGUGAAGGACCUACAGAUUGCGGUGGCCCGUCAGUCCAGCGACUGGCGCGCCAUUCUGGAGCAGGACGGGUGGGACGCGCGCGUGCACCUCGUCAACCGCUUCGACCUCAAGCUCAUCAUUGACACCAGCUCGCUGCCCUCCGACACCACCAUCACGCGAACCAAGAUCCUGGGCAACCUCCCGACGGUGUACCUCCACCUGUCCGUCUGCAAGCUCCAGUCCCUGAGCGCGGUUCUCGACAGCUUGACCCGCCCCGAGGCGCAGCCCACGUCAAACCUUGCGUCGAGCAUCCUCAGCGCAACCCCUCCAGGUCCUCCUUCCGGGCUCCCCUCAUUCACACCCCCGCCCGCGCAAUGGGCUCUCAGCCCCUACGAAACGCCGUCAGCCGUCGAGACGGGGGCCGCUCGGAGGAGCGAGAGACUAAGCUUCGUGGAACCCAAGGGGGGGGUAAAGGAAACGGGGGACGCGGAGGGGCAGGCCCCCCUGGUAGAGUUAAGGUUGUGCGUGGAGGCGGCGGCGGUCGAAGUGAGCCUGGGGGAGGCGCUAGUGCCAACUGUGGUAGGGGGAGGUGGAUUCGUGGAUGGGAAGGUCGUGCUGCAGCUCAGCGGGGCCUGCAUCGGGUUCAAGCAACUGCCGCUCCGGAGCACCCUCGACCUCACGCUGGCUUCCUGUCACAUCGAAGACUUCUCCAAACCCCUGUACAGCGCACAGCGCUUCCUGCUGCAGCCUUCUCCCUCCAAGCAACAAUCUCCGCUAUCCCCAGACAUCCCCAGAUCGCAGCAAACUCCAGAAAUGCGAGAACCCUUCGACUCGGACGCCCCUUUUGGAAGCGACUCCAGCGUCGUUUCCUUUCGUCUUGGUUCCGCUGAGGAUCCGGACGGAACUUCCGUGUCCGAGUUCAGCGUCCGACUUGCGGAGUUUGUCUUCCAAUGCAACCGCGCAACGCUCGCCGCAAUAACAGCGUUCGCUCAAGCCGUGGGUGCGACCGAAGUUCCAGUCACCCCCAAUAAUGAGCACGCAUCUGCCCGCCCCGAGGCUCUCGCGAGCAUCGGCGAAGCACCGACUAGUCCAAAAGCCAGCACUUUUGUAAAUAGCAGCUCGCCCUUCAUCACUCCGGUAAAACCUGGACUGUUUGAUGUCCAGUCGACGGCUUCCGACGUGCCACGUGGCAGGCAGACCGCGGCUGGCAGCGUGGCAAUCGAACGGCUUGAGGUGCAUUUCAACGCGGCGGAUGAAACGCUGGGGGUAAUAAUCGCGGAAGGGGCGGAGAUACUGGUAGAUAUCGAAACACUGGGCACGGACGUCCGAUGGCUGACACGUGGCGCGUUUGGACGGCUGUUGUUGGACGCCCCUGUCGAGGGUCGGGGCGUGAUGCGCCUCUGGGACGCAGUGCCGAAUGCGGACAGCUGUCGCAACUGUCUCUCGGUCGGGACUCUGCCGCUGGAAAGCUGCCGAAGCAAAGGAAAGAGCGACGGAACAGUGGGAACGGAAGGCGACGGAGCGGAAGCCUCGACGUUUAGGAGUGGCGGAGAAAGUGGACAGGAGGUUGCUGAAGUGGAUGGCAGUCGGAAAACAAGGGGUCCCGCAACGACCGCAAAAGCGAAGAGCGAUGAACCUGGAAUUUCCGAGAGGUUCGAGGCAGCCGCUGAUUCGGAAGUUCCAAAGUUAAGUGCAACCCCGGAGGUUGAGGAGCUUCUCAGAGGUGAAGCUGACGAAAGUGUGGCGGCGCCGAACGAAUUGAGGAUCGCUGUAACCGUUCAACAAGUUCAUGCGAUCCUCUUCGGCACGUUCAUAACGAGAGCCACCGCAUACUUCACGCACGAAGAGUGGGCAUCGGGGCACAUCUUUGCUGACGACACUCCAACGCUCUCCGGGCUGUCGGAAGACGUCAUCUUAUCGGUACCAGAGGACGAGAGCUCUUCUUCGGAAAAGAGCUUAACCGUCGUGUACCAGUUCUCAAUAACGGAUUGUAUCCUAGACCUGCCGAGCACGCUAGAGGAGCCCCAAAGUAGAAUCUUCCCCCAGGUUGCGCUGCCCCAACUGACGGUCGGCUUUCUUCUCCUGGGGGACACGUGUACGGCUGAGGAUGCGCCGCAGCUGUCAAUGUCGCUGAGCGUGGAGGGGCGGGGGCUGUCUCUUACGACUUGGGACGAUGGGGUUCCAGGACAGGGGGGGUGGAAAGCGGGGACUGGUGGGGGGGGGCAGGAGCGAGACGGUGCCAGGGAAAAAGCGCUCGGGGGGCUCAUUGAUGGGCUGAAUGCGAGCCUGGGGAUGAAGUGGUUCACGGAACGGAGGGAUAGAGAUUCCCCCCCGAUGGAGGUGGCCUUUGACUCGCCAGGCUUGCAGGUUAACCUGACCAAGAACGACGUGGCCAUCCUGUCGGCCAUUCUCGAGCACAACCUUCUCAAGAUGGACUUUACCUCCUCCGCCCCCGACGGGUCCCCCCGUUCACCGAGCCCCCUAGGAGACUUCCCCUCCCAAAUCGAAGAGGCCCUGUUGAUGCCGGUCGGGCCGGACCAGAUAACUGUCGUUUCUCCAAAGAGCCUCUCCAGCAAGGCCUCGCUCGGAGACGGAACUCCGGGAAGCAGCCAAGGCCUUUUUCUCGAUGCUUCUGUCAUUUCCGAGGGACAAGAUCGCGGUCGGGGGAUCGACGACACGGCCUCGACCUCGGUGCGAGCGGGGGUCGGUUGCCUGCUCGUUUCUUUCCGGGGGGGCAAAAACGAGCAGGACAAGCGCCCCCCGGCCGUCGUUGCGCUGAGGGGCCUCGGGCUGGUGGCUGACGUGGGCGAGCGAUCCGGCAACGUGCAGCUGACCUGGGGUGACGUCACCCUGGGCAAGCAGGGCUCGCCGGUAGCUGGGGAACCUGGAAGUGACACGUGGCUCGACGAGGAGGGGGAGCGCCUGCUGCGGCUUCGGGCGUCCGGAGCGGAGGAGGGCGUCCGCUUUUCGUGGGGAAGGGCAGAAGUCCGUUCUGCUGACGUUAGCGGUAGCUUGAUGGAAGAAAGCGUUUCUGCACCCGAGUCGGAACGGUCUUCGACGGGUGCAGAAAGUUCCUCGGAUGUCCGAAUGAGAGUUGGCCUGCCGGAAGCGUCCGUGUGGCUUGCGGUCGAGGAUUGGACGGAGUCCGUUGCAGCGAUCUCCGCCUGCUUUGAAAUACCAAUUGGAGGGAAAUCUGAUUCAGAGGGGAAGGAUGCUGAUGUGCCAAGCUCGAAACAGAAUCCGACUGACGAUCUCAAAGGGAAGGAAGGAGCUACAUCAGGGAGCCGGGUUAAAGUCGACGUUAGCGCGCCGCUGCUAAAAUUCAUACUGCCGAACGGAAGGAAGGAGUGGGAUGGGGCGGGCUUUGAGGAGCACACCGCCGAGGCGGGGUUUGAGGGGAUGAGAUUUGACGGUUCAAGAAACGGCGCCUCUGUAUACGACAGCGACAGCGAACCUGACGAGAUCGUGAACCCUCGGACCGCCCAUUCCAUUCCGCAACGCCUCUUCUCCGGACAAUUCGGACCGCAGAACACGUGGCAAGCGGACGGCCCAAAGCGGUCCGCCCAGACCGUCCACAAGUCUGUCGUCCUGACGCUGGACGUCCGGGCGGGCGCUCAACGGGAGGCUGCCACGUGGCAUCUCGACGCUGCCGUCGAGCAGGCGCUGCUGACCGCCGAGACACGUCAGCAGGGGAAGCCCGUCUCCGCUCUUCCGCUCCUCCGCCUGGCGACGCUGCACGCCAACGCCAAAGCGUUCGUCGUCGGAAUCGACGACGUUAGCAGCCUUUCUGCUGACGUGGACGCUGACGUCAGCCUCGGCGCGGUCGAGUCGUGGUGCUCCUUCCCCAUCCUGCGGUUCUUCCGGGACUUUGGAGUCGAGGGCGGCGGGGCCCCCGCAAACGACGGGCCGCUGGCGGUGCGCGGGCGGCUGACGGGAAGGCUCGGGAGGGCCUCGUUUCUGCUGAGCGACUGUAGGUGGUACAACAAUGCGCCCAUCGUAGAGCUUCUGCUGUCCGAGCUCCGCCUCACCGCUGGAACGGACGUCCGGAACAGCUCGCUGUCCGUGACUGCGGACAUAGUGGCCAACUAUCACAACAUCGAAAAGGUUGCAUGGGAGCCUCUUGUGGAGCCGUACUCGUUCAUUCUCGAAGUCGAUCGAAGCGCCAACGAAGCAACGAGCGGGAAGGUUGAGUCGCAGACUCAGGUCCAUCUGGUUUCAAGGAGCAUGUUGAACGUCAAUAUCACAGAAGGCCUGGUUAAGGCGGCGAUGCGUGCCAGCGAGGUCGUUCGGGAGGGCCUCGAGUACAGCUAUGACGACGAGGGAAGCCACGCUGGAAGCUUCGACGAGGGCCCCACGGGCGCCACCCACAAGCGCCGCUACGCCCCCUACUGGCUCAAAAACGACACGGGCGUCACCCUGCGCUACUGGCUCAGCAGCUCGCGAACCUUUACCGGGACCGUUACCACCUCGGCAACGGUUCCUCCGGGCAAGUCCGCGCCGAUAUACGUGGAGGAGGACCCGGGCGAGGGGCGGGGGUUGGGUUUGGGGCUUAACCCGUUUGGGCACGUGCAGCACCGAAUGAUUCAGGUUCAGCUGGAGGGCUCGGGGGUUCGGUCUGACCCGAUGUCGAUUGACCGUGUGGGAGGCCACGUGUUCCCAGUUGUAUUCACGUCAUCGCACGGGAUGCGGGAAGACCGGCUCGCUCGACAGUCGAGCGCCUUCCCUGUAAUCUCUCGAGCCAGUAGGGUCGGGACUCCGCUCGGGAGGCAAUUAAGCGAGUUCCCCAUGACGUCAUCGAGCUCGAGCGAUGACGUCAGAGUAGGCGGGCGGGUUAUCUCGGGCUUGUCGCUGGAGCGGACGGCUUCGGGGGUGCCACCGAAAAGCAGCGGACACUUCCGGACGCAUGUCGUGUGCGACGUGCAGCUGCGGCGCUACAGCAAGAUGGUUGUCUUCAAAUCCCUGGUCGCCCUCACGAACAAGACAUCCGUGCCCCUCGACCUCUGCUUCGAGAUGCCCUUCGCGCUCGAGGGCAAGGUACUCGGCCCCAUUCCUCCAGGGCAACCGUUCCCCUUCCCUAUUCACCAGGCGGGCGGCUCUGGCCGCGUCCGCUGGCGUCCCUCGGGCGACACCCACUUCUGGAGCGAAGCCCAGGCCCUGUCCAACCUUUUCAAGACCCCGGAGUCCGGCUCCAGAGGCGCCGACACCCACGUUACGAGGCCUCACCGGAGCAUCGUGUGCGCCCCAAACCGCCCACAAGGCAAACCGUUCCGCUUUUGCAUGGACGUCGCCAGCUCCGAACUGCCCACAACCAGCGGUUUAGAAACGGUCUCUUCGACCGGGCGGAAGAAGGGCCGGCGAGGACUGGGUUCUCAAGGUGGGGAAGACGGGCCGUGGAGGACGUGGGAAGUGAAGCUGCUGCCGCCGGUGGUUAUUGAAAACUGGCUGCCGUGCGCGGUGGCGGUCUCCGUGGAAGCCGGCGGAGUGACACUGGCCGACAACACUAGAAUCGCCAAGGGCCAGUCUGCGCACAUCUUCGAGGCGGACAGCCAUCAGGAGCUACGGCUCACCUUCAAGCCCGCCGGAUUCGGCGCCACGAGCGUCGUCACGCUUCCACGUGUCGUCCCAAACUCGCACGAAACGGACGGCCUCGAGGGCCUCUCGUCGAUGGAGGUCCUGGAGCUGACGGCGGAGCACUCAGGCGCCAAGGUCACUGUUGAGCUCGAAACGACCGUAAGCCUCCUCUCGGGAACCCGUAACCUCUUCCUCUCCUGCGGCUACUGGCUCUUCAACUGCACCGACUUGCAACUCGUCUUCCAAGACGCGUCCGCAUCCCGUUCGGACGUUUCCCGCGAGCAACCCCUCCCCCCGCCCCCCCGACGCUCCCCCUUGGGGAGCCAGUUCCGAAACCCCCCCGGUUUAGAGGGCGCGAUCAAAACCCCCACGGAGGCCGACGAGCCCUUCGAGCGCAAGCGCUCGUGGCCUGACGCGGCGGGGCUCGAAGCCGCGCUCACCACGAUCCCGGAAAGCGAAACCGUCCGAAUUGGACACGGGUCCGACACGCCAAGUGUCCGCAGCAGUGUGAAUGCGUCCGGGCUGGAGCCGGGCACCCCGUCGCUAUCGAGAGAAAGCUCGUUCGCGCUCUCGUCGGUGUUUGGAGCGUCAAGCCCCGGGAAAAAGGUGAUUCGACAAGGGGCGAACGCGUCGGCGAGCAUCUUGCCCCCCGGUAGCCGCCAGCAAAGCCCCGGUUCUCAGUUGCACACACCAAAGGCCCGGUCGCGGCUCGGGAAACAAGACUCGUUCACUCCGACGGGCAUGCGGGAAGGGUCCGAGUACAGUUUCGGGGGGGUGGACACACCCGCCAGCAGCAGGCCGGGCAGCCCCUUCUCAUACGCCAACUUCGCCAGCACCUCCCGGUUUGGCGGCAACGGUUCGUUGUACGGUAACGGUUCGAUUUACGGCACACGUUCCCUGCAAGGCGCCCGGAGCUUGUCCGGGUUUGCGCCUGGUGCGGACCUCCAAGCCGUCAUGUACGGACGUCCGCCGAGGGGGGAUGCGGACGAGCCCCAGCUCAAGAUACGGGUCAUGAAGCCGGCCAAGCGGGGCUCUGGCACUGGACACGUGGCGGCGUCGGAAUGGUCGAAGCCGUUUGGGCUCGAUCCGGCCGGGGGGGUCAGCGUGGUGUACAUUCCAAGGUGGAAAAAGGGGGGGCUUUACGUGAUGGCCGUGUCGAGCAUUCCGGCGAUGGGGGCCUGCGUCAGCAGGACGAAAACUGUCACGGUCCGGCCUCGGUACGUUCUUGUAAAUGCCCUGCACCGUGACCUGGUGUACAAGCAGCAGGGCACGGAGUCAUACCAGCAUCUGGCAGCCGGCCAACACCGCCCCUUUCACUGGACCGACGUCAAAAGGAACUUUCGGGUGUGCCUCCGCUUUGACGAAAACGGGUGGGACUGGUCGGGGGGCUUUGCUCCUGACCAGCUAGGUGACAUCUUGCUCAAGAUGCGUCAGCAAAGCAACCGGGCAAUCACCAUGGUUCGAGUUGACGUCAGCUGUCCCGACCCCCCGGAAGGGGACGGUCCGGGAAAGAUGGCUGGAGGUGGCAGCCGGGGAGUGGGUACGUGCGUAGUGGUCAUCUCGGAGGACCGGGGGGGUUUCGUGCCGUACAGGAUUGAGAACUUUUCGACGGAGACGGUCCGCUUCCACCAAGAGCGCUGCGAGGAAGCGGACGACCUGCUCCGUCCGUACAGCUCGUGUUUGUACGCCUGGGACGAGCCCUGCCGCCCGCACCGCCUCGUCAUGACGGUGCCCGGCGCGAGCAAACUGGGCACCUUCAGUCUGGACACCGUGUGGGAGUACCCCCGGUUACACCUCUCGGCGACCACACAGCGGCCUGAGCGGACGCUGCAGGUCGCGGUUCGUGCUGACGGCCCCACGCGUGUCAUCAGCGUAUCUGACGUCAGCAUGCACUCCUGGGAGGAGCCGGAGGGCAGCGGCGCCGGCUCUUCUUGGGCGGGCAAGGGGGAGCGGCCGGGGGAAGCCGCCGGGCCAUCAGACAUGACCUUGGAAGUGACUGUGAAGGUGGCCGGGGUGGGGGUGUCGGUGAUUGAUAGUCGGCCGCAGGAGCUACUGUACGGGUGCACACGCGGCGUCAGCAUCCGCUUCGUCCGCGGUACGCACGAGCAAAUGGCCGAGUUCCACGUGGCAAGCCUCCAGCUUGACAACCAAUUGCGGCACGCCACGUACCCCGUCCUCCUGUCUACUUCCGAACCAGAGACGUCAGCCCCAGCGGGGGCGACACAAAGCUCUGAGUUACAGGAACGGGUCGCCGCUCUUUCUGGGCGGGUGAUGCACUGGCGGCGACAGACGGGGUCGGUAGACUGCUUCCGACUAGUGUCACUAAGGGUGGCGCCUCUGCGGCUGGAGAUCGAGGAGCGCCUCGUCGCCCGCAUCGUGGAGUUCGCGAGCGCCCUCCAGGCCGACUCCCUAAACCCCAAACCCUCCGCGCUCGCGCAUCCUCUGGACGAGUCCGACAGCGGCUCCUUUGCGGACCUCGCGGCCGCGUUUACACCAAAUGCCACGCCCAUUCACACCAGCGGGCCCGGCAGCGUUGCUAGCGGGGCGUCUACGGGGCACUCAGAGGGCGUCCUUACUGGCGCAGCAGGUGGGCUGUCGAGCGUGGUGUUGACGGGGCACUCCGAGGGCAGCGGGUGCGGCCCGCAGGCGGCGGCGGUGGCUUUCGUGGGCGGCCCCAACUGGGAUGUCUGGACGCUGGUCAAGGACCGGAGGAAGAUAUACAUUGAAACGCUCCACAUCCACGCCGUCGACUUGACCAUCAGUUUCGUGAGCGCGCCCUGGUUACCCUGGGAGAUCCGCGGGGCCGCUGCGAGGGGCAUGUUAGGAGGGGCGGGGAUCGCUAUCCAGCGGAGGGUAAUGGCUCUUGCCGACCUUGAAGGCGCCCCCGUGCAUCUCGGCCCACUGACUUUGGAGCAUCCGCUGGCGAGCUAUGGCACGCUGUGGGGUAUGGGCUCCCGCCACUACACGCGCCAAGUGCUGCAAGGGGUCUACAAGGUGCUGGGCUCCGCCGACUUCCUGGGCAACCCGGUGGGCUUCUUCCAAAGCGUGGGCUCCGGCCUUUGGGACUUCGUCACCACGCCGGCGACCAGCCUCGCGCAGAACCCCGGCCAGUUCACGGCAGGCGUCGCGGAGGGCACCCGCAGCCUGUUGAGCAACACGGUCUUCGCCUUCAGUAACGCCGCCACGCGCCUCAGCGGAGCCGCGCGCAAGGGCGUUCAAACGUGGGCGCUGGACCGGGAGUACAUUGAGGAGAUGGAACGGCGGCGGCGCGAGGAGAACGGCGGGGGCGUCUUGCGCGCCAUUCUCGAGGGCUUGACCGGGGUGCUGGAGCAACCGGUGAGGGGCGCGGAGAGCAGCGGCUUGGCAGGGAUGGUCACCGGCACCGCCAAAGGGCUGGUCGGUCUAGUCGCCAAGCCGACCGCCAGCAUUCUCGAGCUCGCGAGCCGCACCGCGCAAAGUAUCCGCAAUGCGACCCGCCGCAGCCUCGCGCGCGCCAUGCGCGUGCGCCCCCCCCGCCAAAUCAGCGCGGACGCCCCGCUGACGAAGUAUUUGCGGGAGGAGGCGGUGGGGCGGGCGGUGCUACUGGAAGCGGAGGGGGGGUGGUACGGAAACGAGGUGUUCAGCCAAUGCUUUCCCCUCGCAGAACCGGGCGAGUUCCUCGUUCUGUCCGAAUCCCGAGUCCUUUCCGUCGAGAGCGCGAGCUACCGACCGGCGGCAAAAACAUCGGACACUUGCCCCGGGCGCGAGUGGACUGUCCAGUGGGACAUCGCCUUUACGGACGUCCUACACGUCCAGUCGCGGGGAAAGGCACUCCGGAUACUCGCCAUGUCGCCAACCCUGACGUCAAAGCCAGCAAAAACGCCCGUGCUGGGAACGCCACCAAAGUCGGCGGGCGCCGCACCAUAUGUGCAUAGAGAGAUCAGCUUCGAGGAGGAGGGCGCGGCGGAGUAUCUGCGUAAGCAUUUGUCAGAGCACGCGAAUAGGAGCCACAGCGGUCAUGGGCUAGGACAGGGAGCUUUGCUUCCGAAAGAAAGCGUCGAAUGAAAACUCACGAUAGAAUUCUAGGCCGAUAGAAGGUAAUGUUGCUGCAAGUGAUCUUAAUCGAGCUGAGGCAAAAGGCCAGGUAGAAAUACUCACGAUGGGGUCACUCUAAGGUGAUCUGUGUCUUGUAUUUUUCUCUGUCCAAAUAAACUCCGGCCUCGUGGCAGAUACUUGGUAACCUUCGAGAAUUUUAC